Molecule: messenger RNA, 2116 nt
Organism: Carassius carassius (crucian carp)
Lineage: Eukaryota; Metazoa; Chordata; Actinopteri; Cypriniformes; Cyprinidae
Gene: hoxb10a
Product: homeobox B10a
Exons: 2
Coding region: 618-1460 (280 amino acids)
Biological process (GO): regulation of transcription by RNA polymerase II
Cellular component (GO): nucleus
Molecular function (GO): RNA polymerase II cis-regulatory region sequence-specific DNA binding; DNA-binding transcription factor activity, RNA polymerase II-specific
Source: RefSeq, a predicted model, not a curated record
AGCAAAUUUAAUUAGUUCAUAUUUUUGGUUAAAUAUUUAUUACCAGUAUUUUUGUAACAGGUGUGAUUUACCUCAUUCGCAAAGACGGUGCUAAACUUUAAUUCACCUUGACUAUAAUUUAUUAUUUUUCUUCAAAUAAUCAAUACGAUUAAUACAAUUGUCUUCAUGGGCUUGUAUUCAGACAUUUUCCCAUAAUCUAGUAUAGCAUUAAUUAAUAUAUAUAAAUAAAAGAUUUGGGAUGGAAGCUUGAUGAAGCACUUGAAUUAAGCAGUUCUGGAAGGGGAGGAGCUUGCCCGUGAACCCAAGUCUCUACUGAGCUCGCAGUAGAAGGAAACGACCGUGCGCCAUACUGUUCGAAAAACCAAUAGUUAAGGAACUGUUGCCUUGGCCCAAAAUAUGCUCCAGCAAUGUCAUUCUCCGAAAAAUUCUCUGCAGUGAUUGUCACACUGUCUGAAGGGAAAUCUUUCGAUAGCCCGUGUCUAAAGGAUCCUUUGCGUUGGGGCGAACGGAGGCUUACGUCCUAACCUGGACUGCCAAAUCCAAAAUAGCGGGACCACCCCAGCGUAUUCAAACGCGCUCCAGACAAUAAAACAGAUUCAGAAAUUCCCCGGUAAGCCAUGGCUCUGCCGCGUCACCAGUUUCUCCAUGGAGCUGUGAACUGGGAUGGAGCGCACUUGAGUCCUGUCCAGAUUUCUCAUGUCAGCGCGAGCACCAUCAGCGCUUCAGGUCGAAAAGAGGACCCCUUCUAUUUUUCUCUGGACCCAACAGGGCAAACCAGACAGUCUCUGGACAUCUCCGCCUUCAGCAGAUUCAUGACGGAUAUGGGCUCUCUGAACGGCACUGACAACCAUCGUCCAGAACCAAAUUUUUACUCCGGACACAAACUCUUAUCUCUCAAUACCGACACGGAUCCAGAGAGUCCGUCGCACUCUUCCCACUCAGACUCCCAACAGUUGCACAGUCUGUCUUUCUCCGCGCCUUCCAGUUCAGAAACUGACAAUAAGCCUUUUACGCAUUAUUUAACGAUGGAAAGCACUAAAUCCCCAAGCCAGUGGAGUGAAAGCAGAACCAAAGGGAGCAUCAUCACCACACUGAGCAUCAGUCAGAGAAGUAGAGACGACACAGAGCCAAAUAAUCUCCAGACAGACUUUCCCGGGAGCGAUAAAACUCACAGAAAGGGAACGCAAGACGUGACUUUAGAAAACGCUGCAAAUGGCUGGCUGUCGGCGAAAGCAGGGAGGAAGAAGCGAUGUCCUUACAGCAAACACCAAAUCUUAGAGCUGGAAAAGGAAUUCCUAUUCAACAUGUACCUGACUCGCGAGCGCCGCCUGGAGAUCAGCCGGAGCAUACAUCUCACCGACCGCCAGGUUAAGAUUUGGUUUCAGAACCGCAGGAUGAAACUGAAAAAAAUGACACUAGAGCUCCAGACAAGGGACCCUGGCACAAGUUUCACUGUCUAGUUUGUUAUGUAAGACGGUUAAAAAAUACCGAACUCAACGAACAAAUCACUGCGGCUAUCAUCCGGAGCACGUGGAUUGACGCAACUGCUGCUUCUGAUGGAUUAACGGGAGGAAACGAUCAGUCAAAUCUUACUACGGUGUUUCACAAUAUGUGUUCUAUAAGACAAAUGUCAGGGAGAUUAAUUUAAAACCUUGCAUGAGGAUGAACAGAAAAGUGUAACGAAAUAAGAGGAUACGUUUUUGGCUAUUCGACAUAAGCUUGUCAUAUUCACACAAGGCCCAAGGACAAUGUUUAUUGAUGUAGUUUAAGUUCUGGUCAAAUUUUCAGCGCAUUAAUAGCCUAUUUAGCAAUUGUCGAUAUUUGAACUAUGUUUUCCCAUUAGCCUAUGAAAACGAUUUUUGUAACAGGUUAUUAUUAUUAUUGUAACUAGGCUAUGUUAUCUUACUAGGCCUAUGUGCGGAAACUCUCGAGUAAAACAAAAAUCAAAAAGGGAAUCCAUUAUCAGAGGAGCAGUUACAUAAAGCACAGGUACUGUUUUUUUUGUUUUUAAUAUUGUUUCUUGUGUUGUCGUUAUAUAAGCUGUAGUGGAAAGGCACAGUUUCUUCUUCUUCUGCUGAAGUAUGGUUGAAUUUAUAGAUUAAACUGUGAUUUUUAA